Elaeis guineensis (African oil palm) is the source of this 3004-nucleotide messenger RNA. RefSeq names its product homeobox protein ATH1. Gene Ontology annotation, biological process: regulation of DNA-templated transcription. Gene Ontology annotation, molecular function: DNA binding. NCBI's taxonomy places the organism in Eukaryota, Viridiplantae, Streptophyta, Magnoliopsida, Arecales, Arecaceae. The record is from RefSeq and is a predicted model, not a curated record.
UUGGUUUGAUCAAGCACAGGGAGUUCAAAUGAUGAAUCUUUUUAUGUGCUGUCCAUCUCAUGCUUGUCUUUUGGGUGUUUUAGUCUGAAGAAAGCCCUACUUCUUUGAUCAAAUCAAAGGGAGCAUGUCAUUCGAUGUGCCAGAUAGUAACCUCUAGCUUUGUGCUUGUAGUGCAGGGAGAGUGCAUCAUUAUUCUUCCGCUCUGGACCUUUUUUUUUUUUCUUUGGCUGCUGUGGUGCUUCAUUACUCAAUUCUGGCCUGGGGAAGUUGUUGCCUGCGACUUGUCAUUUGGCCAUGGAUGAUCUCUGUGCUGUCAUGCACCCGAGGGAGGUCAGUCACUCUCUCUUACACCCUUCUUCAUUUGAGCUGGAGGUUUGAAAAAGGUCUUUGAGGUGGUGUGUUACUUACCAUCACUCUACGAACGUGGCCAUGCUUUGAAGUGAUUACUGUGCAGCCCUAGCAAGUCCAAGAUGACUUGGAAUGCCUUGAAGACAUUGGAAGCAUAAUGACUGCAGCUCCAUUUUAAAUCUUAGUAGCAGAAGUUCUGUCUGAUUUGUAGUUAAAUCUCAAAGACUUGCUUGCAAUUGGUUAUCAUUGAAAGAGUAGGAGAGACGAUUACCCUGAUCCUCCCUUUUUCUUCCUACAUGUUGUUAUGAUUUUCCAUUAGUAUGAUGUAAUUUGAGUCCAGUGGGUUUACAGCAGUGUUCCAUUAACAAUUCCUCUGAAGCAGACCGCAAUUUUCCAGCAUCACAUUGCAAUGGAGAAUGAUGUUUCUGAUACCUCACAACGAACAACAGAUCAUGAUCAUAUGGACAUCAAUGCAGUUGCAUCUAAUAUGUUUUCAGGCCCAUUCACACAGUCAGGUAUGAUAGAUCAUGACAGCAAUGAGCAGAUGAUGGCUGGGAAUACUUUGUACCCAGCAUUGCCAGAAGAAGUUCUGAACAGUCUCUAUAUAACAAAUCAUGGUUCUAUCUCCAAUUAUGCAUCAAGGGGAAAUGCUUCCUUUGAGGAUUCUGUUGGGAAAACUGGCCUGCGGGAGCAUCUCCUUGGAGGUUCUUUGUUUGCUACUUCACUUGCUUACGUUUUAACAGGCUCCCCUAGUUUGCAGGAAGACAUUACUGGUUCAAGUGUUUCAUCCACUUCAGCAUUGCCACUGGAUGAGAUCAGAGCUUUAUCAUCCAGAGACCGUUGCAAUACUUUUGGGCCCCAGGAUGUUGCAAGUUUUUCAGGAUCCAAAACUGAUGCCAGUCUGAAUGGCAAAUUUGGUUACAGGUGGAAUGCUGAUGAAUCUCAGGAUCUUCAAGUUCCAUCCAGUGGAACAACAAGCACUGUUCACCCCUCUUAUCAUGUCAUAGGAUGCUCAGAGCCUGGGUGGGGUUCUGAUUUAUCCACCAGAAAAUCUGAUAAUCUACCUAGUUAUCUUCUGCCUAACAAUGCUUUGUCUCUUAGGCUUGGCUCCUAUCAGCCUUCUAUGAUGAACAUGUUUAAUGUUCCAGAUGAGUGUUCAGAAUUAAGCCGCUCUGAGUUAAAUCAGGUUAUAUCAAAGGAUAGUAAAACCCCAGACCCUACUGAAUUGCAGCAUUCCUCAUGCCUUUUCAGUCCUUCUCAAAAUCUCAAAGUGGGAAUGGCAUUGGGACUUGAACAAACCUUCACUAAUGGUGAGGAGCUAUCUCUAUGCUGUAAUCCUUCUCCCUUCCAUUUUCCUCACUUUCUUUUAGGAUCAAGAUAUCUCAAGAUAGCUCAACAAGUUCUUGCUGAAGUUGCAAGCUGUGCAAAGCUGGAUGACUUGCUUGGUGGGAUUGGGGGUGAGGCAAGGAUGUCCUUUUCUUCUAGUUGUUCAAGUGAAAGAGGAAUUAUGAGUGUGGGCUCUGAUGAAUUCACACUUUGUUCUGGUGAAACCAAAUAUCAGAGCCAUAUUGACCCACAGCAGAGGCUGGAAACUGACAAAGAGAAGUCUCAGCUGUUAGUGAUGCUUCAAAUGAUUGACUGUAGAUACAAUCAGUGGUUAGACCAGAUCCAGAAUGUGAUAUCUGCAUUUAAUAAAGCAACCGAGUCAGUAACUCCUCAACUGCAUGCGUGCUUUGCCCUUCGUACAAUCUCUGUGAUUUAUAAAAACCUGAGGGAGAGAAUUACCAGCAUGAUUCUUUUGACUGGUCAACAACAAAGCAGUGAAUGCACCAAAGAACAGGAGAAGACUUUUGAAGCUUCCUUAAUCCAGAAACAAUGGGCUUCGCAGCAGAUGAGGAAGGAUCAGCAAUCUUGGAGACCUCAAAGGGGCUUGCCUGAAAAAUCUGUCUCAGUUUUACGGGCAUGGAUGUUUCAGAAUUUUCUUCAUCCGUACCCAAAGGACAACGAGAAACGUUUGCUUGCAUUAAAAAGUGGAUUGACAAGGAGCCAGGUAUCCAACUGGUUUAUAAAUGCACGAGUUCGUCUAUGGAAGCCCAUGAUAGAAGAGAUGUAUAUGGAAUUCAGUAAACAGAGUCGGAAUGAAGGAGCUACAGGGACUGACUGCCAGAGCCAUCAAACAUUUAGCAGAGGAUCCAAAUGAAUCCAAAUAUGUUGAUUUUGGUUAUCAUGCAUCCCAUAUCCGUCAGAUCGAUAGAUGUUGAAUGCUGAUUCAUCCAAUGCAAAAUGUAAGCUUUCUGGUUCAGUUUGGUAUUUCCAGUUGAUUGCAGUCUGCACAUGAAAUGCUUCUCGAGAAUGUUCAUGACAUUCGAGUCCAAAUUAAAGGUUCGUGGUGCAAAGGUAUUCUUCAUGGAACUGAAGGCCUUGUUUUCGGUGACUUGUAGUUAUGAUGCAUUGCAUUUUUUAAAUUGUCAGGUUUUGUCAAUAUUAUCGGUGCAACGCAUGAUGGUAGAGUCAAUAUAAGUGCUAAUGAAUGCUUGUUGGGCAAUGUGAUAGUUCAUAAGGCCAGUGUUCAGGUCUCAUAUCAUUUUCCAUUUUGGUAGGUCUGCAUCAAAUAUUUGUCGACUCAUAAUUAAACAUGGGACAUGUCAUUUUUGCU